AUGAAGGUCUCAGCAGCUAUUGCUCUCCUUUCACUGGGCUACCUCCAGGGUGCCAACGCCAUCUGCAACUCGGGCGAGGUUGGCAUCGGCCGCAAGCAAACCUACCAAUGGCAAGGCACAAACAAUGUUUUGGUCAGCGACCAUUGGGUUAUUGCUGCCAACAACUGUGGUGAUAUUGGUCUCAGCGACAAGCAAUUCAAAGGCGACCCUUGCAGCGCUGGCGAAGCUUACGGCACGGGCAAUGGAGUCAACCAGUGUGGUUCCGACGGCACGCCUGGCUUCGUAUGGACUAAGGGUGGCAACUUCCACAACUGUUAUAGAGUUGAUCAGUCCUGUGCUACCGGUCCUUUCCUGUAUGAACCGAUUAAGUGGUGCUGCCAGCGCUGGUGA
Molecule: messenger RNA, 390 nt
Organism: Trichoderma virens Gv29-8
Lineage: Eukaryota; Fungi; Ascomycota; Sordariomycetes; Hypocreales; Hypocreaceae
Exons: 1
Coding region: 1-390 (129 amino acids)
Source: RefSeq, a predicted model, not a curated record